GCCGCAGCAGCAGCCAUGGGCCAGUGCUGCUCCAAGGGCACCGGAGAGGCCGCCGCCGCCGCCGCCGAGUCGGCACCAAAGGCGCAGGCGGCAAGCCGCAGCGCGUCGUCCGCGAACAACGAACGUCCGUCCUCGUCGUCCGCGGCGGCUGGCGGCGGCACGACGAAGCCGGCCUCGCCCACCGGCGGCGGCAAACCGGCGACGGCGGCGGCCGUUGGCCCUGUGCUUGGUCGUCCCAUGGAGGACGUUCGCGACACCCACUCGAUGGGGAAGGAGCUGGGUCGCGGGCAGUUCGGCGUGACGCACCUGUGCACGCACAGGGCGAGCGGCGAGAAGCUGGCGUGCAAGACGAUCGCGAAGCGGAAGCUGGCGACCAAGGAGGACGUGGACGACGUGCGUCGGGAGGUGCAGAUCAUGCACCACCUCUCCGGGCAGCCGAACGUGGUGGCGCUGCGGGGCGCGUACGAGGACAAGCAGAGCGUGCACCUGGUGAUGGAGCUCUGCGCCGGCGGCGAGCUCUUCGACCGCAUCAUCGCCAGAGGGCAGUACACGGAGCGGGGCGCGGCGGCGCUGCUGCGGACCAUCGUGCGGAUCGUGCACACCUGCCACGCCAUGGGGGUGAUGCACAGGGACAUCAAGCCCGAGAACUUCCUGCUGCUCAGCAAGGACGAGGACGCGCCGCUCAAGGCCACCGACUUCGGCCUCUCCGUCUUCUUCAAGGAAGGCGAGAUGCUCAGGGACAUCGUCGGCAGCGCCUACUACAUCGCCCCCGAGGUGCUCAAGAGGAAGUACGGCCCGGAGGCCGACAUCUGGAGCGUCGGCGUCAUGCUCUACAUCUUCCUCGCCGGCGUGCCUCCCUUCUGGGCAGAGAACGAGAACGGCAUCUUCACCGCCAUCCUGCGAGGCCAGCUCGACCUCUCCAGCGAGCCAUGGCCGCACAUCUCGCAGGGAGCCAAGGAUCUCGUCAAGAAGAUGCUCAACAUCAACCCUAAGGAGCGCCUUACGGCGUUCCAGGUCCUCAAUCACCCAUGGAUCAAAGAAGAUGGCGAUGCACCUGAUACGCCGCUUGAUAAUGUUGUUCUCGGCAGGCUCAAGCAGUUCAGGGCCAUGAACCAGUUCAAGAAAGCGGCAUUGAGGAUCAUAGCUGGGUGCCUAUCUGAAGAGGAGAUCACAGGGCUGAAGGAGAUGUUCAAGAACAUUGACAAGGAUAAUAGUGGGACCAUUACGCUUGACGAACUCAAGCACGGGUUGGCAAAGCAUGGACCCAAGCUGUCAGACAGUGAAAUGGAGAAACUAAUGGAAGCAGCUGAUGCUGAUGGCAACGGGUUAAUUGACUACGACGAGUUCGUCACCGCAACAGUGCACAUGAACAAAUUGGACAGAGAGGAGCACCUUUACACAGCAUUCCAGUAUUUCGACAAGGACAACAGCGGGUACAUCACUAAAGAAGAGCUUGAGCACGCCUUGAAGGAGCAAGGGCUGUAUGACGCCGACAAAAUCAAAGAGGUCAUCUCAGAUGCCGACUCUGACAAUGAUGGAAGGAUAGAUUAUUCGGAGUUUGUGGCAAUGAUGAGGAAAGGGACAGCAGGUGCUGACCCAAUGAACAAGAAGAGGCGAGACGUAGUCCUAUAGUGAAACAGCAAGGAAUCUGGAUGCUAUGCAUACUUAGGAACUGAGAAAGACAUGGACGAGUGCAUGAUGCAUGCUAAUCAGUCUGGAAGUCCUGAACCAAACAGAAGCUUGACGUACUACUGCUAGAGACAGAACAAUAGGAUGACGAUUCAGCAAGUGCAUAUUACAGAAGGCUACUGCUGGCAUGUAUUAUUCUCAUUGUCCUUGCACAAAAAUAGAAGACACAUUUGAGGGAACAACAUGCAACGAGAUCUACUGAUAAGGUAACCAUAUGACAGAACACAUAAUGAUGUCAAUUUAUUAAACAAUAAAAAUAAGAGAAAAAAA
Molecule: messenger RNA, 1959 nt
Organism: Sorghum bicolor (sorghum)
Lineage: Eukaryota; Viridiplantae; Streptophyta; Magnoliopsida; Poales; Poaceae
Product: calcium-dependent protein kinase 25
Exons: 7
Coding region: 16-1632 (538 amino acids)
Biological process (GO): peptidyl-serine phosphorylation; intracellular signal transduction; protein autophosphorylation
Cellular component (GO): cytoplasm; nucleus
Molecular function (GO): calcium/calmodulin-dependent protein kinase activity; ATP binding; calcium ion binding
Source: RefSeq, a predicted model, not a curated record